AUAUAUAAUUUAUUUUCACCGGAUAUAUAUAUUUUUUUUUACCUACACGGAGAGAUCGAUACAUACACAUUUCUGUACGUAUUUUCCCCGGAUCUGUCGCUCGUCGGAGCCGGCCGGCGCUUAAACCCGAGCCUAUUCGUGUUUUCCCUUUCCGAGAACCCUAGAACCACGCGAAGAGUCCUUUUUUCACUCUAUCCUUUCGCUUUCUAGAUCUUUCAGCCUGUGUAUGCGCGCAGUUCGUUUUUCAUUUCCGCAAUAGAGGCCGGAAUUCGUGUUUCGCCGGUGAUUUUUGACGCCUGGAGUUUAGAAGAGCUUUUUUUGUUGCUUUAAUAAUGAGAUAGGCAUCUUGGUAUAAUCAUGGCCUCCAAGGGUCCAAGGUCUAAACUUGACCAUGAAUCACGGGCAAAGCGGCAAAAGGCGCUUGAAGCUCCAAAAGAACCUCCGCGUCCUAAAACACAUUGGGAUCAUGUUUUGGAGGAGAUGGUCUGGUUGUCAAAGGAUUUUGAGUCAGAGAGGAAAUGGAAACUGGUUCAGGCAAAGAAAGUUGCAAUAAGAGCCAGCAAGGGCAUGCUGGAUCAGGCUACAAGGGGGGAGAAAAGAGUAAAGGAAGAGGAACAGAAGUUGAGGAAAACGGCUCUCAAUAUUUCCAAGGAUGUAAAGAAAUUUUGGACCAAAAUAGAAAAGCUUGUGUUAUACAAACAUCAAUUAGAGGUUGAUGAGAAGAAGAAGAAAGCACUUGAUAAACAGCUUGAAUUCCUUCUUGGCCAAACUGAAAGGUACUCAUCUAUGCUGGCAGAAAACCUCGUCAGUACACCGACUCUUUGCAAAUCAUCAAACUUGUGCAGCACGCAAGACCAUCGCAACAUUCAUCAACGAAGUGAUCAACUUGAUCAAAAAGCAUCUGCAUCAGAUACUGGAUCCCCAUCUAAUCUCCCAGCUGCAGAUGAAGACUAUGAUUUGCAGUCUGGUGAUGAAUCAGAAGAUGAUGAGCGUACUAUUGAAGAAGAUGAGGCUCUAAUCACUAAAGAAGAGAGGGAAGAAGAACUGGCAGCAUUACAAAAUGAAGUUGAUUUACCUAUCGAAGAGAUACUCAAACGCUAUGCUGAACGGGAAGUUAUCAAAGAAAAGAGUCCCAUCAAGGACGAUUAUAUACCUGAAGGAACCAAGCUUCAAGAGUGUAAUGGAAGAGAAGAUACUGGAUGUGCCAAUGAGGUAGAGAAAGAGGGCCCACCUGCAAAACCUGGUCGUCGUUGUGUUGAGAGUAAUGGUGUUUUAUCUGUGUCAGAAAACCAUUGUGCUGAGGUUGAUAAACUGGAAAAGAGAAUUUCUUUGAAGAAGCUUCUUGAGUCAGAGAAUAAAAAUAUGUUGCAUGAGAUCAAUGAUGAACAAGAAGAUGCUGACUUUGUACUCUCUGCCGGAGAAGAAAAGGAAUACGACAUGGAUGAUGAGACAACUCUUUUAGAGGAGGAAGAAUUAGCAAAUGCAGAGUCAAAUAAUUCCUUGGAUGAGAUUGCACUUCUGCAGAAGGAAAGUGAAGUUCCAAUAGAGGAGCUGCUUGCAAGGUAUCAAAAGGGUUGUGACAGUGAUCAAGAUGUUGAAGAUGACUCUGAAUCCUCGUCUGCUUCUGAAACUCAGGAUGUUGUGGAUUCAGCAGAACAGGGGAACUCUGAACAUAAGCAGCCUGAUGAUGAAUCUAAUGGAUUCCACCUGGACAUAUGCCUCCACCCGGAAGAAGAUGAAGCUGAGUGUGUACGAUCACCUGGAAAAGAUUUGCAAAGUGAAGAUAUUAUUGCUGAUGCAGCAGCUGCAGCCAGAUUGGCACAACCGACUGGUAAUACAUUCUCAACAACCAAAGUACGAACAAAGUUUCCCUUUCUUCUAAAGUAUCCUCUGCGUGAGUAUCAACACAUUGGCUUGGAUUGGCUUGUGACCAUGUAUGAGAACAGACUUAACGGAAUCCUUGCUGAUGAGAUGGGGUUGGGGAAGACAAUUAUGACAAUUGCUCUUCUUGCACAUCUCGCUUGUGAAAGAGGGAUAUGGGGUCCACAUCUUAUCGUUGUCCCAACUAGUGUCAUGCUCAAUUGGGAAACUGAGUUUCUUAAAUGGUGUCCUGCCUUCAAAAUACUGACUUACUUUGGGAGUGCAAAAGAGCGGAAAAUAAAGAGGCAAGGAUGGUUGAAACCUAAUUCAUUUCAUGUUUGCAUAACAACCUAUAGACUUGUUAUCCAGGAUUCUAAAGUUUUCAAGCGGAAGAAGUGGAAGUACUUGAUUCUGGAUGAAGCUCAUCUGAUAAAGAAUUGGAAGUCUCAAAGGUGGCAAACACUGCUUAAUUUUAACUCCAAAAGGCGUAUUCUCCUAACUGGUACACCACUGCAGAAUGAUCUAAUGGAACUUUGGUCCCUGAUGCAUUUUUUGAUGCCACAUAUUUUUCAGUCUCACCAAGAAUUUAAGGACUGGUUCAGUAAUCCUAUAUCUGGGAUGGUAGAGGGACAGGAGAAAGUGAACAAAGAAGUAGUUGAUCGGCUGCAUAAUGUUCUCCGUCCUUUCUUACUCCGCCGACUUAAAAGAGAUGUCGAGAAGCAGCUUCCAUUGAAGCAUGAACAUGUUAUCUACUGUAGGCUCUCAAGGAGGCAGCGCAAUUUAUAUGAGGACUUCAUUGCUAGCUCUGAGACUCAAGCUACUCUAGCUAGUUCUAAUUUUUUUGGAAUGAUUAGUGUCAUUAUGCAACUUCGCAAAGUCUGCAAUCAUCCUGAUUUAUUUGAAGGCCGGCCAAUUGUUAGUUCACUUGAUAUGAGUGGUAUGAACAUGCAAUUGAGUUCUUCUGUUUGCUCAAUGCUUGCAGCUGGGCCAUUUUCAUCUGUUGACCUUAGUGGCUUGGGCUUAGUGUUCACCCAUCUGGAUUUCUCCAUGACAUCUUGGGAGAGUGAAGAAACUCAAGCUAUUGCUACAUCUUCAAGUUUAAUUGAACAGCGAGUAAACCUGGUUAAUUUGGAGGCAAAUUGUUUUGGACUCAAACAUAAGAAAAAGAUGCAUUCGACAAGUAUCUUCGAAGAGAUCCAAAAGGCACUAAUGGAUGAGAGAUUGAAAGAAGCGAAGGAGCGGGCAUCAGCUUUUGCAUGGUGGAAUUCCUUAAGGUGCAAGAGAAAACCCAUGUACGCGACUGGCCUUCGUGAGCUCGUCAGUAUCAAACAUCCGGUCGAUGAUAUUUUUGGUUACAAAAAUAAUCCUUCGUCUUAUCAGUACUCAUCCAAGCUUGCUGAGAUUGUGCUGUCACCGGUUGAAAGAUUCAGAAAGAUGGUUGAUCAGGUAGAAAGUUUCAUGUUUGCGAUACCCGCAGCACGUGCACCUCCCCCAGUUUGCUGGUGCAGUAAAGGUGGAUCAUCUGUGUUUAUUCACCAGACAUCUACAGACAGAUGGUCUCAAGUUUUCUCCCCUUUUCUUACUCCAUUUCGCCCUGCUAUUGUUCGAAGGCAAGUUUACUUUCCAGAUAGGAGACUUAUUCAGUUUGACUGUGGUAAGCUGCAGGAGCUUGCCAUUUUGCUCAGGCGGCUGAAGUCAGAGGGUCACAGAGCUCUAAUAUUCACCCAAAUGACAAAGAUGCUUGAUAUUUUGGAGGCAUUUAUUAAUUUGUACGGUUACACUUACAUGCGCCUGGAUGGUUCCACUCAGCCCGAAGAGAGGCAAACGCUAAUGCAGCGGUUUAAUACCAAUCCAAAAAUAUUUCUUUUUAUUUUGUCAACACGCAGUGGAGGUGUUGGUGUCAAUCUAGUUGGGGCAGAUACUGUAAUCUUCUAUGAUAGUGACUGGAAUCCAGCCAUGGAUCAACAGGCACAAGAUAGGUGUCACAGGAUAGGUCAGACACGUGAAGUGAACAUAUAUCGGUUGAUCAGUGAUAGCACAAUUGAAGAGAAUAUUUUGAAGAAGGCUAACCAGAAGCGAGCUCUUGAUGAUUUGGUUAUACAGGGUGGCAGCUACAACACCGAAUUCUUUAAGAAACUGGAUCCAAUGGAAUUAUUUUCAGGCCAGAGAAGAGUUUCUCAAAAAGAUGCACAAACAGAGAAAGCAUCCAACAACAGUGGUGAUGUCACUUUGUCUAGUGUGGAUCUGGAUGCAGCUUUAAAGAAUGCUGAAGAUGAGGCAGACUACAUGGCAUUGAAGAAAGUUGAAGAGGAAGAGGCUGUGGAUAAUCAAGAGUUCACUGAAGAAGCAGUUGGAAAGUUGGAGGAUGAUGAGCUUGCCAAUGAAGAGGAAAUGAAGCCUGAUGGUUCUGCUGAACACACUGUAUUGAACGCAAAGUCAGAUCAAGGCAAUGUGGUGAGUGGAAGUCAUACAGUUGAGGAAAGAUCCCUUGCUGUUCAUAGUCAAGAGGAUGAUGUUGAUAUGGCUGACGUCAAACAGAUGGCUGCAGCUGCAGCUGCAGCAGGACAAGCAAUCUUGUCUUUCGAGAAUCAACUACGUCCAAUAGAUCGAUAUGCAAUACGUUUUCUCGAGUUAUGGGACCCAAUUAUAGACAAGGCUGCAGUUGAAUCCCAAGCUCAGAUUGAGGAAACUGAAUGGGAACUGGAGCGGAUCGAGCAGUUAAAGGAUGAUAUGGAAGCAGAGAUCGAUGAUGAUGAAGAACCUUUGGUGUAUGAAAGUAUGUACUUUCUUGAUAAACACUUCUCUGUUUUUUUGUGUUUUCUUUUGCAAAAUUUGGCUGAUUGCACUGAUACUAUCGAACAUCUUCCUUCCAUUCCACAAAGUGUCAUUUACAUAAGAAAUCAGUCAAUAUUUUAUUUCCUUUGGGUAUUGAAUGAAGUUUUGGUGGCUCCUAAACCCAAGUCGAAGAAGAAAACCAAAAAGGCCAAGUUCAAAUCUUUGAAGAAAGAAGCUCUAGUUCCUAGAUCCAUGUCUGUGAAAGAAGAGUCAUCAGUAGAACUAAUGUCCAUAGAUGAUGAUUUAAUCUAUGAUGAGGUGAUCACAUCCCCAGACGCUUUAUCUCCAUGUUCAACUCAAGACAAGAAACGUAAACCUGCUUCGGAUGAUGACGAGCCGAAGAUAAAAAAGAAGUCAAAGAAAACUAAGGCUGCUGAAGUAGGACAAGUGAUUCUGUACCCCAAACCUGCAAGCAAGCCUCAAAAUGAACUCAAAGAAAUUUGUGAUAACGGUGUUGUGGAUCUUGAAUCUAAGCAGAUAAGUAGGAGCAAGAGUCGAGUAAAACUUUCUAUUCCCAUCGUGCCUCUGAAACAAGUUUUCAUAAUAAAACCAGAGAAAUUAAAAAAGAAAGGGAGCAUCUGGUCCAAGGAUUUUUCCCCUUCUCCCGAUCCUUGGUCACCAAGGGAAGAUGCUGUACUGUGUGCUGUUGUUCAGGAGUAUGGCCCAAAUUGGAACUUGGCAAGUGAAAUCUUGUAUGGAAUGAUUGCUGGGGGAUCUUACAGGGGCAGAUUUCGUCAUCCUAUCCAUUGCACUGAGAGGUUUAGGGAGCUAAUCCAAAGAUAUGUUUUAUCUGUUAGUGAUGCUUCAAAUAAUGACAAAUCUGUUGGUGUUAGUUCUGGGAAAGCUCUGCUUAGAGUAACUGAGGAUAACAUCCGGGUGUUGCUUAGUAUUGCUUCUGAAAUACCUGAUCACGAACCACUUCUCCAAAAGCAUUUCUUGGCUGUGCUUUCUGCUUCUUGGAGCUCCAGUCAUAAGAAGAGCAACGCACUAUCUUUUCAAAAUGGAUUUUAUAAGCUUACUUCAGAAACGAACCAUCAGUGCUCGAAAACACCACAGCGCCUCGAAUUUACUAAUUUGCAUCAGUGUGGGAAAUUAGUAGCAUCCGCCCUGAGCAGUGACUCAACACGCCAAACCGAUAUCGGAUCAUCUAUCUUCAACCAGAGGGAGGAAUUUUUGGUGCCACAAGAACGGUUGGAUUUAACCCUUGAAAUUCAAGGACAAAUAAACGACGAUCCACCCCUUCCCCCUGUCAUUAAUCUUUCAAUUCCUGGCCUAGACCCUUCCCCAUCUUUGAAGAUGUAUGCUGGAGAGACGCGCCAUAUAAAAUCUUCACACACAGAGAACCAAUUCAGACAUGUUGAGGGUUAUCUUGGUGGGGAAUCACAGAGUUUUACGAUGGGUGGAACUUCACAAUUACAGCAUCUGGGGAAGCACAAGCUCCCAUUUGCUGAGUCAGGAAAGCCUUCGAAAUCGAAACAGAGAAAAACAAGUAAAGAUCAAAAUAGUACCGAUCAGCAUUCUGUAACCGCUAAUGAGGUAUUUAGAGAUAUGCCAGCUGUUCAAGCGGACCCCGGUACGAGGUUUGAUGAGUUCUUGACCUGCUUUUCUGAUGCUGAAUUUGUUGGUAAUUUCCUCCUUGAUGUUGAUGGUGAAGUUGCUUCGGUGGGCAAUUUAGAAACGGCCCCGUUUGACUUGGGAACAGAUUUGACAUCUGAACUAGAUGAUUUUUCUAUGUUACCUGAAUUUACGGAUAUUGGAUAAAAAAAAAAAAAUAGCAAACGAAAAGGCACUUCAUAGUUUGAUCAGGUCAGAAAGGACCAUGGCCAUGUUUUUUGAAUGGCUAAAAUCUCAGGAAUGAGAGAAUCUCCCGGUCGAUGAUUGUAUAUUCAUUACUCGAGGCUUGGGAAUGAUUGCUGUGCUGUCGGGGGAUUAAUCAAAGAGAGAGUAGCCUUUUUAGAUGUUGGAAAAAAAUUGCCGUUACGAAAAAGGUGAAGUCUAAUAUAAUACCUGAGGGGGGUAUAACAAAAGUAUCAAAUCUAGGGUUUAGAAGUUCGAGAAGGGAUGAUAUAAUGUCAUGUGUAGAGAAGGAUGCAACAUAGUGUUUUCGUAAGUGGUCAGUUUCGUAAGUGGUCUUUAGUUUUUGCUGCUUUACUAAUUUUUACGGCGAUGGUAAAAAUGUGCACGCAAUUUUGGAAGAAUAUUUUUGAAGUUCUAUUCAUUAAUCAAUGCCAUGCUGGCGAAUUAUCUGCCUGGAAA
Messenger RNA from Erythranthe guttata (spotted monkey flower), 6951 nucleotides. Lineage: Eukaryota; Viridiplantae; Streptophyta; Magnoliopsida; Lamiales; Phrymaceae. The record is from RefSeq and is a predicted model, not a curated record.